GGCUGGCCGAGUGUCCCAUGUGCUGCUUCCGGUUCCACUGGGAAACACGCGUCUGAGCUGCGGCGGGGACUCGGCCGUGACGGACGGGGGUCUGCGUUUCCCAAGAACUGGCCCGGGAGCCCAUCUGCAGCCACCAUGUCGGGCAGGAACAACAACAAGCUGCCCAGCAACCUGCCGCAGUUGCAGAACCUCAUCAAGCGGGACCCGCCGGCCUACACCGAGGAGUUCCUCCAGCAAUACAAUCACUAUAAAUCCAAUAUGGAGAUUUUCAAGUUACAACCAAAUAAACCCAGCAAAGAUCUGGCAGAGCUGGUGAUGUUCAUGGCACAGAUUGGCCACUGCUACCCGGAGCAUCUCAGCAACUUCCCGCAGGAGCUGAAGGAGCUGCUCUCCUACAAUCACACCGUCUUGGACCCGGAUCUCCGCAUGACAUUUUGCAAAGCGUUGAUCUUGCUGCGAAAUAAAAAUCUCAUCAACCCAUCGAGUUUGCUGGAGCUCUUCUUCGAGCUUCUGCGCUGCCACGACAAGCUCCUGCGGAAGACCCUGUACACACACAUAGUGACUGACAUCAAGAACAUCAACGCCAAGCACAAGAACAAUAAAGUGAACGUGGUGCUGCAGAAUUUCAUGUACACCAUGCUGAGGGACAGUAACGCCACUGCAGCCAAGAUGUCUCUGGAUGUGAUGAUCGAACUCUACAGAAGGAACAUCUGGAACGAUGCUAAAACUGUCAAUGUUAUCACCACUGCCUGUUUCUCCAAGGUCACCAAGAUAUUAGUUGCUGCUUUGACGUUCUUCCUCGGGAAAGAUGAGGAGGAGAAACAGGACAGUGACUCAGAAUCCGAGGACGAGGGCCCCACAGCGAGGGACCUGCUGGUGCAGUAUGCCACGGGGAAGAAGGGCUCCAGGAACAAGAAGAAGUUGGAAAAGGCAAUGAAAGUGCUCAAGAAACAAAAGAAGAAGAAGAAACCGGAAGUGUUUAACUUUUCAGCUAUUCACCUGAUUCACGACCCCCAAGACUUUGCAGAAAAGCUUCUGAAGCAGCUCGAGAGCUGUAAGGAGAGGUUUGAGGUGAAGAUGAUGCUCAUGAACCUCAUCUCCAGACUGGUGGGGAUUCACGAGCUUUUCCUCUUCAACUUCUACCCCUUUGUGCAAAGGUUUCUGCAGCCCCACCAGAGAGAAGUCACGAAGAUCCUGCUGUUCGCUGCACAAGCCUCUCAUCACCUGGUGCCGCCAGAGAUCAUUCAGUCAUUGCUCAUGACGGUGGCCAACAAUUUUGUUACUGACAAGAACUCUGGGGAAGUCAUGACCGUAGGAAUCAAUGCUAUAAAGGAGAUAACUGCCCGAUGUCCUUUGGCCAUGACUGAAGAACUUCUCCAGGACCUGGCUCAGUAUAAGACACACAAAGAUAAGAACGUAAUGAUGUCUGCCAGAACUUUGAUUCAUCUCUUCCGGACACUGAACCCUCAGAUGCUGCAGAAGAAGUUCCGGGGUAAACCUACUGAAGCCUCCAUUGAAGCAAGAAUACAAGAAUAUGGAGAGUUAGAUGCUAAAGACUACAUUCCAGGAGCAGAGGUUCUAGAGAUUGAGAAAGAAGAGGAUUCAGAGAACGAUGAAGAUGGAUGGGAAAGUGCCAGCCUCAGCGAGGAGGAGGAGGAGGAUGGUGAAUGGGUUGAUGUGCACCACUCUUCCGACGAGGAACAGCAAGAGAUUGCUAAGAAGCUGGACAGCAUGCCCAUUGAGGAGCGGAAAGCCAAAGCUACAGCCGUCAGCACGAGUCGGGUGUUAACACAAGACGACUUCCAGAAAAUCCGCAUGGCCCAGAUGAAGAAGGAGAUGGAUGCUGCCCCUGGGAAAGCCCAGAAAAGGAAAUACGUCGAAAUCGACAGUGAUGAGGAGUCCAGGGGUGAAUUGUUGUCUCUUCGGGACAUUGAACGCCUUCAUAAGAAGCCCAAGUCUGACAAGGAAACAAGACUAGCAACUGCCAUGGCAGGAAGGACAGACCGAAAGGAAUUUGUGAGGAAGAAAACCAAAAUAAAUCCAUUUUCCAGUUCCACAAAUAAAGAGAAGAAAAAACAGAAGAACUUUAUGAUGAUGCGAUAUAGCCAGAAUGUCCGGUCAAAAACCAAGCGCUCCUUCCGGGAGAAGCAGCUGGCACUACGAGAUGCCCUUCUGAAAAAGAGGAAAAGAAUGAAGUAACCUACGAGCAAGUUGCCCAUUUCCCGCUAAAUGCUAAGUGUGUGUCAUCAUGCUGGAAAUUAGUAAAUACGUGUUUACAUUAAAAGGCCAAGAAACACUGUAUUUUGGAAACUGAAGUCACAGUUGUAGCAAUUUGGUAUUUUUAAUUUGGAGGUGGGGCUGGUGGGAAUGAGAAAUGUAAAUAGUAGUGACGUUAAAAACCUCAUUUUGAACUCAGCAAUACCAAGUGCCUACUGAUCGUUGCUGCGUGCAGAGCCGAGUGAGCCGGAGCCCUCUGUGAGGGCAGGUGCAUGUAUAUAGGUGUUUAUAGUGAGCUGUCAGGAGUUCCGUCCUGGCAGUUGGUCCACACUCCUGGGGUCGCUGCGGCUCCUGGACCGACUGCAGGGGUGGAGUUACACAUGCUCUUCAAUGGGACAUUGUUACAAGAGUAAGAGGUUCUUACUUGUAAAUAGGCUUACCCGCUGAUCGGGUUCCUGCUGUACAGACGGGCAGACAAUCGGGCGCUGCUUUUUUUUUUUUUUUUUUUUUGUAAAGAGUUUUGGCUAAGACCUCAUUUUUCAAGUCGCCUUAAGUCUAAAUAGUGAUUUUGAAAUGUCUUGCAGGGUGCGGUGGCACACACCCAUAAUCCCAGCAUUUGGAAAGCUAAGGCAGGAGGCUCGUGGGUUUAGAACCAGCUUGGGACAUACCGAGCUAGUCCAGGGGCAGCCUGGGCUGCAUAGGGAAACUCCAACCAGAAGCACAGGUGUCUUUGAGCUUUCUUUCCAUUUCUUUCCUGUUCUCUGCUGGCUGUUCCUGUUGGGGUUUUGUUGCUGUUCUGCUGUGCUGGGGGUCAGCCCCGGGCCUGGUAAUUAGCACGAGGUGGAUUCUCUGCUGCUGAGCUGCUCGCCAGCCCUGAGUGCCUGCUCUUCACUUCGGCUUGAUCAGUCUCUUCAUUCUCAGCUCAGCCCAUUGCUUGCCUUGUUCUCAGCCAAAGCUUAUUGGGUUUUAAUGUCAGGUGGGUGUGUGCAGUGAACAGUCACGCUUGAGUCCCUCGUGGGACACCGUCUGUGUGCAGACUGCUGGAUUUAGAAAUAGCAAUGCCUUUUGCCUCAGAUGGCUUAGGUAAUCUUGUAGAGAAAGCGUUCCAUGUUUGGAUUAGAGGAAAGGUCAGAUUUCCGCCCCUCGGAAUUGGUAGAAGCUUCUGAGGUUGGCUUUGCUUCCCCUUUUCAUUGUUCGGUUUCCAAGUGCACCCUUGGUUUUCUUCAUCCCUGUCACUUCCCCCGUGGUGCCCUGGGUCACUGUCGGGAUUGCCCGGCAGCCUCACCCAGCACAGCUGCGGAGGAAGGGUCCAGUGCAGACUCGUGUCGGACCUGAGACCGCCUUUUUUCCCGUGUUCUUCUGAAAUGAGCUGAGACUCCAGCUGCGGCUGGGCUCUGUGCUUUGUUAACGCCUCCUGCCCCACCCCAGCUCCUGGGAUUUCGGGUGCGCGCUGCCAUGCCCAGCUCCUGGACUACCAGGGGUCAUACUCAGGCCUCGGCAAUCCAGAACACCGGCACAUUGCCGCUAUGGCACUAGCAGAUUUCACUGGUAAAGAAGUGCCCCGGAAGACAGUCACCUCUUCUCUGCCGCAUCCCAGGUGCUGGUCAAGUGUCUUGAACACCCGAUUAACCCUGCCUGCCAAGGCUGUCUGUAAGUGUUACACCACCUACCUCUCUCAGGAAUUGUGUUUUGGUGGUUAGGUUUUAGUUGUUUUUUUCUUUUUUCUUGUAAUAGUUAAGUUGCUGUGUUUAUUUUAACUACCAAGUCUAGUGUUCAGGCAGCUAGUUUGAAAUACAUGUUGACUGCCCACUGUGUGUAAAGCACCGUGAGGUGCUUGUGGCUGCACACACAGUAUCUGUCAUGUUGAAACUUGGAGUCCAUUGAGGGAAGCGUGGUGGUCCAUGCAGAGACGGCUGUGCGUCAUCAGGGUCAGUCACUUCCGGUAGACUAACUCACCGCGUCUUCACACCGUACCCUCAUCCAUGUGGCUUCUGUCGCAGCAUCCCGAUGCCCAUGGUGGGCAGGGCCCCACUGUAGAAAACCUGUUCUUGAGUCCUGUGAUUAGGUCAGUGUGGUGUCGCCAUAAUUUUUAAAGGUUACAGUUAAUACAAAUGUUUUUAUUCAUAUUCUAAUUCAUUGAAAAUUUAUAAUGUACAUAGAGUAUUACAUUGAAAUUCUAGUUUAAUUAAAACAUGUAAUUGUUCUGAGUAUUUUUUAAACUGUAUAUAGAUAACGAUGCUCUUCCAAGUAGUGUCCUCUCAUUAAUUCCUUGCAUGGUUUUGGAGUGUAUUUUCCAAGAUUGGAGUUUAACCGGGCACGGUGACAUACACCUGUCGUCCCGGCCCUCGGGAGAAUGAGGCAGGCAGGAAGCUGCUGUGAGUCAGGCCAUGCUGGAUACACGGCAGGACAGCAGAACCCAGUCUGGGGAGGGCGUGUGAAACAGAAGAGCAGAGAGAUCCGGACCACAAGAAAGAAGGUCCAGACAGCACCUGGACUCGGGGUCAGGCCCGGCCGGGCUCCAGGGAUGGCUACCCCCUUCCUGGUCGCCUGGUCUUCACCUCUGUAGUGAUGGCGGCCGGGGACGCAGCUGCCUCUGGUGCAGUUAAGAAGCGUGCGCUUCGUUUGUAUGCGGCCCUGUGUGCUGUUUUCUCCUGCAGUCUGCUUGUGGGUUCUAGUGGUUAAAGUAUGGAAAAUCCAGUGUACAUGUGGGAGAUUAUAAAAACAUGCAGAAAAUGUGCCCACUAUUCAAGGGGGAGUCGGUGUUGGGAUCGUGUAUAAGAUGUGUUUUCUUUCUGCUUCCAUGGUGUGUGUUUUUAUGUCAUUGUGUAAGAAACAAAAAAAAUGAGAUGAGGAAUAAAGGUAUGUGGAGAAUCCA
Molecule: messenger RNA, 5092 nt
Organism: Peromyscus leucopus (white-footed mouse)
Lineage: Eukaryota; Metazoa; Chordata; Mammalia; Rodentia; Cricetidae
Gene: Sdad1
Product: SDA1 domain containing 1
Exons: 22
Coding region: 136-2199 (687 amino acids)
Biological process (GO): ribosomal large subunit export from nucleus; ribosomal large subunit biogenesis
Cellular component (GO): nucleolus
Source: RefSeq, a predicted model, not a curated record